This is a messenger RNA of Acanthochromis polyacanthus (spiny chromis), 6138 nucleotides long. RefSeq lists its product as uncharacterized. NCBI's taxonomy places the organism in Eukaryota, Metazoa, Chordata, Actinopteri, Pomacentridae. Bases 3098 to 4207 code for a protein of 369 amino acids. The record is from RefSeq and is a predicted model, not a curated record. The transcript has 2 exons.
AUUCAGUUGUGUGAAAGUGAAAUGUGUAGAUUAAUACAUAUGUUCAUAUGAUGUGAAUCAUUUCAUUCAUAACUAUAUGUUUAUGUUUAUGACAUUAAAAAUAUGUAUCACAGUGAAAAUAUAACAACAAGUCAGAGAUUUGGUAACAGGUAAAUACAAUGGUCAUCAUUCAACCUAAAUGGAGAGGAAAUUCAGAGAUUAAUAAGGGAAUUCAUUCCAAAAUCAUAGUAUCCUGGGGAAGAAAUGAUUAACAUCACAAAUUAAUAAAUCGACUUCUAUCAGACAUGCAAAUAUGAUCUUCAAAUAUGUCAUAGAUGAAACACUGUGAGUAACUGUGGUAAAUCUGGAAAAACCAAAUGCAUAUAGAAAUAUUAAUUUGGCAAGUGUUUUUGUUUAAGUUCAGUUCCAGUCUCUUUGUUUCAGUCAAAGAGAGGGAGAGGGUGACUCCAGCCUUCUGCCAUAAAGUUUUACGACUUGUUAUCUGAUCUGUGGAAUGCAGAGACGUCUCUGGCUGAGGGUCUCCUGAAGCUGAAAAGGGAUUUUAGCAUGAAAGUUCAUUAAACAAACAUCCAUAGCAUAUAAUUGAAAGUCAUUGUCUUUUAAAAAGAAGAAGUUAUUCCAGGGGUUUAAAUGUUCACAGGAGCUCCAUCCUUCUGUGAAUGAAAACCUACAGAAAUACAAAUGUCUCAAUCCUCCUAUAGAGAUGGGUGUUGGUCAGUGCUGAAGAGAGAGACAGCUUAUCUGAGUUUUGAUCAGCUCAGGAAUUCCAGGGCCUUUGCAGUCUUGCUACACAACUUACUCCCCUGCUCCUGAUAAAGCACAGCCCCCCAGCCCGAUCUCACGAGGAUUCGUGAAACUGUCACGUAAGUUUUAGUUUCGGUUUCGUGCGCACCAACACGAUUUCGUCAUGUUUUUCGUGCCGCUCACCACGAAAUGCGCACCAAUGUAUUUUAAACGGCGGACUUUUCGUGCCACUCAGAACGUAUUUCAAAAGAAUGUGUAUAUUAUAUUUUUAAUGUAAAACCGUGGCGAAUCCAACGCUAUAUUUUGCAUGACAUCGUCCCUAAACAUAACCCUAACCAUAACCCUAACCAUAACCUAACCAUAACCUAACCAUAAGCCGGUGGUACACUUACCAAUUUGCAUAGGAAUUUCAAGAAUGUCCGGCGGCCGGCGGCCGCAAACGCAAUCACACAAGCAGUAUACGCCGAUGGACAGCUUAGAUCGUCAUGAAUCCGCCGGUAUAAACCACUUUCAGAUGUGAUUACCACAGCGAAAAACAUUUCGUGGUGAGCGGCACGAAAAACAUGACGAAAUCGUGUUGGUGCGCACGAAACCGAAACUAAAACUUACGUGACAGUUUCAUGAAUCCCCGUGAGACCGGGUUGAGCCCCCAGGCCGUCUUUUGAGGCGUCAGUGUGUAAUACAAAUGGCAAAUUAGGAUAGAAGUUGAGCAGGAUCAAACCAUUUUGAGGCAAGAUGGGGGGAGGGGGUGCUGUAUUUUUGUUGUUAAAACAUUACGUAUCAACCAAGUACUGUAUGUUUGUUUUUUGUUUUUUACACUUUUCUGGUUUGUUAAAAGAAGGACAUGCGAUACCAAAAAUAAAGAUAAAAAUCUUUUAAAUUUUAGGGGUGCUGGGAUUCAAUUUGGGGGUGCUUCAGCACCCCCACAAAUGGGCUAGAAACGCCUAUGAUCGACAAUUAAAAUAACUUUCUCCACUAAAACUAAUAAACAUGAGGUCAAAUAGAAGGAACAGUUUUAAAUACUGUAGUCCUAGUACGACGACAAGAAUAAAAUUUCUCAACAAAAACUAAAUCUGCUGGUGGAUUUCAUUAAAGUCCUAAUAAAUGAUAAUAAAGUGUGGUAGUAAAGGUUUGUGGUGCUAAAAAUCUCAAAGUAAAGAUAUCAAGUUGAACAUCUGGAUGGAGGUUGAUAAAAGUUGACCUCCCUUCAUUUCUCUGGAGCCGACUCCAUGGAUUUUAGAGAUGCUGGUUAAAGACCUGCUCUUCUAGUCGUCUUCCUUCAAGUUGCUGUAAAAAGUCACUCCAUCCUUGCUGAGUUCAACACCUCUUCAUGAUGACUUGUUCUGCCUCCGACCUCGUGGAAACUCCAGAAACUCUGGAAAACCCGUCGAGACUCAAAGAACUCGUGGAGACUCGAAGAACUCAUCGGGUGGGGGAAGGUGAGGUGGGCGGUGGGAAAGUAGAGGGGGGAGGCUGUCACCCACCUCCCUGCCUACUCUCCGCCCUGACUCCACCCAGACUCCACCUUGGUUCUGCCCAUGUGGUCACUUGGAAAGUAUGAUGACAAAGGGACGACGAAAUUAUGUUGUUUCACUGGAUCUGUGGCGGUACUUGGAGGCCGCUCGUCCGCACACGGGGGCCAAUCGCGUCGCCCAAAUCAUCUUUUCCCGACCACUCCCGUCACCCGGCCUUUCUUUUGAAAACCACUCGCGUCGCCUGUUCAGUCUUUUCCGGACAAAUCAGAGCCCCCCGAUCAUCUUUCACCACCCGCGCUAAUCUGAUGCCCGGAAUCAUAUUUUGCCCCCCUCUGAUAGAACGAUCGCAUCGACCAAUCGCGCGCUGGCAUUCAAAUCCCCUCUCCCCGCCGCAAGUUCUGUGUUUACGUUCGAGUAAACAGACGGAGAAAUACAAGGCGGCUGAAGGCGGAAAAAAACCCCAAAGCAACAGUCCUACAGAAGCCUACAGUUUCUUAUGAAACUGUAGGCUGCAGAGGUAAUACAUUAGCCUCAUUUGACCAUUGCUGCAUAUCACACAUUUUUGAUUGCUUGAUAUUUUGCCUUGUAGCACUGUGCCUCCUGUCCAGCCUGCACCAACACUGCCUCCUGUCCAGCCUGCACCGAGUGUGUCUCACGUCCAGCCUGCACCAACACUGCCUCCUGUCCAGCCUGCACCGAGUGUGUCUCACGUCCAGCCUGCACCAACACUGCCUCUUGUCCAGCCUCCAUCUGAUUUGUCCACUCUCCAGGCUGCACCUUCAGUGUCUUUCCAACCUCCAUCUCCUGUGCCUGCAGUCCCGUCAACACCAGCAUCCUCUUUGCAGCAAGUUGCUGUUGAUCAACACAACAUCCCAGGAAUGGACCGUGUGGAUGAAUUGGCAGAGUACCUGGUAGAGCUGCGGAUGCAGACUGGCCUCACUCUCAACAACCAGCAGGCCAGCACCAUUGUGGGUCUUUGGCAAAGUCUGGAACAGUUUGACAAGGACAGAAUUGUGUAUGCUGCUCGACAUCAGGACAGAUUGCUGACAGGCCGCUUUAGGUCACCCAAAAAGAAGGGAGUUUUCACUCCUGGUGUUGAGAGCACAAAAAGGUGUGUUCUGGGCUCAAGUGGCUCGCCUGCUCAGUGGCUUAACUGCUGUCGUCUCAGUGAGACUAUAUUUGUGAGACUGUGUAACAUACGCCCAAGUCCCAAAAAAAUGGGACAGCAGAGCAUAUCUCGGUGGUCUCUUAUUCUACGGGAUUACAAAAAAAUCAGGCAGCUGAUCUUGGCUAAUGGAAUUGUAAUGCAGGACACCACUCUUCAACUGGUUGAGGUAAACCAGACCACCCUCAUCCAGUGGCACAAUCAACGGCUGAAGGGGCAGGAGGUCUCUGUUCUAUUGCAAGGAUUGCAGCUGCCUGAAGCUCGGCCUGUGGCAGGUGAACCACUGCUACCUGCAAAGAAACAAUCUGCAUUUCCUUUGCAACAUCACCACCACCUUCAUACAUAUAACAUGCCACCCAACACAGCUGGACAGGCAAAAACUCGGUUUCGACAAAUUGAGCCAUCUACACCCCCCGCUCACUCUCAACUCUUGACACACGUGUCACAUUCGUCAGUGCAGCUUCCAGGUACAUCUGGUCUGUUAGGUACAAGAUCAAGCCUCAGACCUAUUUGCCCACAACCAGCAGCGCCACAGCUGUUUUGUUCUCCCAGUUACGUGCAUUUUGUGACACAGCCCAGUCCUCUCCCUGGUCCAAGUACCUCAAGCACUACUGUUGCCCAACCUGCCAGUGACACAGGUGCAAAACGUAAAUAUAAUGGAACGGUCACAUCCAAUACUUGUGGGAAGUGCAGACAGUUUCGCACACAAGAGACUGGCCAUAGUCAGUAUAAGGGCAAAAUAUAUUGCCCAAAUACUGAGACUGUAAGCAAGGAACAGUGGUUGAACAUGAUGAGGCAGAAAAUAAAGCCACUGAACCUCUAAACAUUCUGUUGUUGUUGUUUGCCUCUGAGGAUUGUUGCUGUGAAGGAAAGGAAGAAUACUUCAGGAUUUGUAAAGGUAUAGUUAAUUAAACCUUCACAAAUCCUUAAGUUUUCUUCCUUUUUUUCCUUUAAUAAUGUGCAUAUGUUAAUGCUUCUUUUGAGUGUUAGCAGUUUUAUUUAUCAGAAUGUAUCAUUAUUGUAAGUUUUUGUAACAUUUUUUGUUGUUGUUUUAUUUAUUGUAAAAUAGUUGUAAAAUAUGUCCAGUUAUGUGAAAUUUCAGUGACAUCUAGUUUCAAAUACAUCUAGUUGCUUACACUGGUGUCAUCUCUCUUCUUUGUUGAAACUUUAAUGGCAUUAAAUGUCAUAAUGUCAACAACAAAUGUAAAUCUGACUGCAUAAUACAGAUAGCAUUUGGAUGACUUUAGGUACAUCACAACAAUUAAAUCACUUACAUUUUUUAUUAUAGUUCUACAUUGUUAGUUGUAGUUGUAAGAAUAAGCAAGUUAUGAGUGUUUAAGUCAUUGAGAGAACUUGGAAUUCAACACCUAAACACAAAUUGCAAUUAUUAUCCAUAUGGUUCUGAGCGGGAUUCGAACUCAUGCCAGGGUUUUUUUUCCCCCUUUUUUUCUUCCCCCUUCUUCCCCCUUCUUCCCCAUCUUAUACGGACAAUAGUUCCCCAGCUUUAGCUCAGUGAGUUAAGGGUGUGCCUGUAAAGCUGCAGGUUGCCAGUUCAAGACCAGAUCUUUCUUAGAUUUUUUGAAAAUCCUGCCAAAGAAAAAGGCCAGUGGUAGGUCUUGAACCUGCUACUUUGCACUUGGUAGUUUCUCUUCUUACCCUCUGAGCUACUUGCUCAGAUACUAGUUGUUUGUCUUUUUGCACAUUUAUCAGCUAUUUUUUGUCUUCUUUUUUUUUAGCUCAAGUCUCGUCUCGACCGUUUUUCUCAGGAGGUUGGACUUCAGCCUUUGUGCUGGAGGGUUGAACCCUCAGUUCCAAGACUUUCCAAAGCCUCGAGACCUCCUGAGUCCUCAGGACCUGAGCUUUCACACAGUCUGAGGGCUGAAAUUUUCCAAGUCCCACAGUAGUUCUCUGUUAGAUUUAACUUUCAGACAGUCCAAGGACUGAUAUCUUCUUCUCUGUUAGUUUGAACUUUCUGGUUAACAGAAGCCUUAAAACUUGUGACGAUGAGUCUUGAUUUCACAUUUAGACCAUUGAUCUGAGUUCUUUUCAGACCUUCACCUGUGGGUUUUUUAGAAAUCCUGAACAAACUUCGAUUCUCUUCACUGAACAGUAAAGUUUGUGGAGAGCAGAAGGUAACAUUAGUUUGAUCGAUGCCUUCAACUACUAGUAGACUUUAUCUGGAAAGCAGUUUUCUGAUAUGAGCUCUUAGUAAAUCUGUCCACAAUUAAACCGAGAACAUAGAAAGAGGAAAAGUUUGAAGAAACAACUUGAUGUUUUCAUUUCAGACUAGAAACCUCUUUGAGACCUUUAUCUGUUUUUGAUCAUUGUAUUGUCUCUUCUGUUUGAUUUGAUCUUCUAAAAUCUGACUGGUGUCUUUUAAAGUGUUUUGUCUUCAGUUUGAGUCUUCUUAAAUGUUAAGUUUUGCUCUUUUUUCACAUUUUAUUCUUUUCUAAUGUCUGAUUUUGAAAUGUUUUGUCUUUUUAUUGUUUAAUUGUUUUUUCAAAUGUAUCAGCUUGUUUGAAAAAUUCCUUUUCUUUCCUAAUGUUUAAUUUUUUGAUUGUCUAAGGUUUUUUUUUAAUGUUUCACCACCUUUUAAUGUUUAAUUUUCUUUUUAAAUGCUUCAUUGUAUUUUCUGUUUAAUUCCUAUUUAAACUUUUGUCUUUAAGAUUUAAUUUUCUAAUUAAACAUUUAUUUCUUUUAAAUAAAUGCUUUGUCUUUUUAAAGGUUUAAUGAUCCAAUUAAAUAUUUAGUCUG